This is a messenger RNA of Anastrepha obliqua, 3167 nucleotides long. RefSeq names its product sodium/hydrogen exchanger 6 (gene Nhe3). Gene Ontology annotation, molecular function: sodium:proton antiporter activity. Bases 300 to 2600 code for a protein of 766 amino acids. NCBI's taxonomy places the organism in Eukaryota, Metazoa, Arthropoda, Insecta, Diptera, Tephritidae. The record is from RefSeq and is a predicted model, not a curated record. Gene Ontology annotation, cellular component: recycling endosome; membrane. Gene Ontology annotation, biological process: sodium ion transport; proton transmembrane transport; regulation of pH. The transcript has 12 exons.
AAGAAUAGACGAAAGAGAUAGAUACUUGGAUGUCCAGAACGAAGGAUUUUUUAUUUCUGAAGUUUAUUUGCGUAGAAUAUUCGACUGAGUAAUCGCGUAAAAGUUAAAAUAAAAUUGUGAUAAACGUUGUGAAAUACGAAAAAUUUCCAUCAUAUUGUAAAGGAAUAAGAAAAAAAAUUGUGAAAUAUACAUAAUUACAUAAAAUUGUGCUGGGGCUAGGUGUGGGAGGCGAACAUCGUAAAUUCGUCGUCUCAUAUCCAACACCUCUAUAAGCGGAAUAAAAAUAUCGAUUACUGACUAUGACGACUGGUCUGGCAGUAUAUAAUCCUGGGGGAAUAAGCAUGAAAAGAGUGCACCACCACAAGUGGGUUAAACGUGCAACAGCACCACAUCAUAGAAAAAAUAUACAACGAAAUAAUUGCCUACGAAGAAGCUUUUCAUUAGGCAACAAUAUCCGAAAACACAACGCAAAAGCGCUUGGAGGUGGCGAUGGGGGUAUUGUGUGGUUUGGUAAUGACCGCGCAUCACACGUACUAUUCUCAUUUCUACUGCUAGCAGCCCUAACGCAUACCUCCAAUGCAACUGCGACCGAUAUUGCGCUGGACGCAAAGGCCACGCUCACACAUAGAAUUGAUAGUCUUAAUCUCUUGGUUUAUACCUUUUUGCUGACGUUAACUGUACUAACAAUUUGGCUGUUCAAGCAUCAUCGUGUCUCCUGGCUACAUGAAACUGGUCUUGCGGUCAUUUACGGUCUAAUUGUUGGCGCUGUUAUACGCUAUGCCGGCACUUCAACGCCCCUUGUGCACCUGGAAGUUGAUCCAGCUGGUGAUCCAAAAUUUAAUCAAACCUUACCGCCAGACACCUUAUGGAUGAAAUUCCCCGGAAAACUGGCACCGAAUACCACCGACAAAGAACCAAUAUCCAACAAAACAUAUGCAUAUGUUUUUCGUGGUCAAGUCUAUGACGUCGAUGAGAAUGAAAUCGAUUUGAAAGCUACUUUUGAUCCAGAAAUUUUUUUCAACAUAAUAUUGCCGCCAAUAAUUUUUCAUGCCGGCUAUAGCCUUAAAAAGAAAUACUUUUUUCGCAAUUUGGGCGCUAUAUUGAUGUUCGCCAUAUUGGGCACGACAUUAUCAUCGUUCCUAAUCGGCGCUAUUAUGUACGGCUGUGUGAAACUAAUGCCAGAAUAUUUGAGUAGUAGUUUCACAUUCCUGGACACGCUGUAUUUUGGAGCGUUGAUAUCGCCAACAGAUCCACUAACAAUAUUAGCUAUAUUCCACGAUUUGCAUGUGGAUGUAAAUUUAUAUGCGCUGGUGUUUGGUGAAUCUGUACUUAACGAUGCAGUGGCCAUUGUGCUCAGCGGCGCUAUACAGAAUUAUGGCGAACAUUAUUCUAGCACAGGCGGCUUUGAAACAAAUGCCUUCUUUAGAUCGCUAAGCGAUUUCUUUGGUAUAUUUAUGUUGUCGCUGUUUAUUGGCGCCACAAUGGGCUGUUUUACGGCAUUGUUGACAAAGUUCACCCGCGUACGUGAGUUUCCGCUACUCGAAUCUGCACUCUUCGUACUCAUGUCGUAUAGUACUUUCCUAAUUGCGGAAGCUUCUGAAUUGACUGGCGUUGUGGCUGUGCUCUUUUGCGGUAUUUGUCAGGCGCAUUAUACCUAUAACAAUCUAUCGGAGGAUUCACGCACACGCACAAAGGAGAUAUUUGAAUUGUUGAAUUUCUUGGCAGAGAAUUUCAUAUUUUCAUACAUUGGCGUUUCGAUGUUUACCUUCCCCAAGCAUCACUUUGAUGCUGUUUUUAUAAUAACUGGCUUUGUGACCGCGGCCAUUGGACGCGCUGUUAAUAUUUAUCCACUUUCUUGGCUAUUGAAUUUGAAUCGUAAACCGAAAAUAUCUUCGAAUUUCCAACACAUGCUCUUCUUUGCCGGCUUGCGCGGCGCCAUGUCCUUUGCCUUGGCUAUUCGUAAUACCGUUUCCGAGGCACGUCAAACGAUGUUGACCACAACCUCGUUAAUUGUGAUUUUUACAGUCGUCAUACAGGGUGGUGCAUCCAAUUUUCUACUGAAUUGGCUCAAAAUACCCGUUGGCGUCGACGAAGAGACUGAACAGCUAAAUAAUUAUCGCGUACGCAGUUCUGAUGCAUAUUUGCAGGAUGUCGAUGUAGAUGUAGAAGGAGCCGGAGGACUUGGUGAUGCCAGUGCACAGGCCGCCAUAAAUGCAAAACGCAAUGAGAAGGCAUUUUUGGCAAGGAUAUGGGGCAAUUUCGAUACCAAAUAUAUGAAACCGUUGCUGACGCAUUCACGACCAACACUACUCGAAACGUUGCCCGUUUGCUGCAAUCCCGUGGCGCGCUUACUCACCACAACGGAGCAACUGACACAGGACGGUGGCGGUUUGCGUCGCUCCGAUUCCGAUUCGGACAUUUGCAUUGAUGAUGAGAAUUUCGGUGCGUCCUCAACGAAUGGCAAUGGCGCUGCCGGCGCCAAUGGAGGUAGUGGAGGCUCAGCCGGUGCGGGUCCGCGUCGCAACUCGAUUAAUCGUGUAAGUAUACGCUUUGUCGCGGAUGAUCGCAGCCUCUUUGCUAGCUACAAAAAUCGUGAUUGAAUUAUAUAUGUAUUGAUACAUACAUAUAUCUUGUACUGACAUACACAUACUUAUAUUAGUAUGCAACUAAGACUAACUGAGCGAAAAAGAAAAAUAAAAAAACUUAACGUUAACGGAGAUUAAUAUAACACGAAUAUUAGUGCUAUUCAAAUUUAAAAUUUAGACAAUUUUAUUAGCAUUUAUUUGAAUUGAGAAAUUGCGCUAACUCUAUGGUAUUGGAGUAAUGAAGUAAUAAACAAAAAUGAAUUUGUUGAAAAAAAAAAAUGUUAAGGCGUGUGUAUAAAGUAUGCAGUAUUUUUAGUAUAAUAACUAAUCUAAAUCUUCAAGCAACUACCUUCUGAUCUACUUAUUUUCUGUAACUGCCACACAGUUGCACGCCGUAGACUUUUAAAAAUGACUUUUUUGUUGUUAAUGUUUUAAUUUCUCCAAAGAUUCGCUUAGUUUGCCAUUUGCCAUAUUCAAACAAGUGAAUAGGUGCAAGCACUAAAAAUUAUUAAAUGUAAAACAUAUUUAAGAUUUUUUUUAUUUUGAUUUGAAAUCUAUUAAUUGAAUUUUUAUUUCUUAAAC